UCGGCCAUUGGGUUACGCUACGCCGACGCUCUAAGUAGGCUUCGUGAAUUGGCGGCGGAUGAGUGCGCUGUUUUCAGUAGGUUUCGUUUUGUGAGCGUUGUAUUCCCGGUGCGAGGAUGAGCUACGACAGGGCAAUCACCGUCUUCUCCCCGGACGGCCAUCUCUUCCAGGUGGAAUAUGCGCAGGAGGCCGUGAAGAAAGGAUCCACAGCGGUUGGGGUACGAGGAAAAGAAAUUGUGGUCCUUGGCGUAGAGAAGAAAUCUGUAGCCAAAUUGCAAGAUGAGAGGACAGUACGGAAGAUCUGUGCGCUGGAUGAGAAUGUUUUUAUGGCUUUUGCAGGUCUCACCGCUGAUGCUCGGAUUGUUAUAAACCGCGCACGUGUUGAAUGUCAGAGCCACCGACUUACAGUAGAAGAUCCGGUGACAGUGGAAUACAUUACAAGAUAUAUUGCUAGUCUGAAACAGCGUUACACUCAGAGCAAUGGACGUCGGCCUUUUGGAAUAUCUGCCUUGAUUGUGGGGUUUGACUUUGAUGGAACUCCCCGUCUCUACCAAACCGAUCCUUCAGGCACUUAUCAUGCAUGGAAAGCAAAUGCUAUUGGCAGAGGAGCCAAAUCUGUCCGCGAGUUCUUGGAAAAACACUACACCGAUGAAGCCAUCGAGACUGAUGAUUUGACCAUUAAACUGGUCAUUAAGGCUCUGCUUGAAGUGGUUCAGUCCGGUGGGAAAAACAUUGAAUUAGCAGUCAUGAGGCGAGACCAGCCUCUAAAGAUCUUGAGCCCGGAUGAGAUUGAAAGGUACGUGGCAGAGAUUGAAAAAGAGAAAGAAGAGAAUGAGAAGAAAAAACAGAAGAAGACUUAAUUUAUUCUAUGAGAAAAUCUAUGUGAAGUAAUUCAGUAAUAAAUCCUUUUUCUUUGAUAAA
This is a messenger RNA of Pseudophryne corroboree (corroboree frog), 921 nucleotides long. RefSeq names its product proteasome 20S subunit alpha 7 (gene PSMA7). Lineage: Eukaryota; Metazoa; Chordata; Amphibia; Anura; Myobatrachidae. The record is from RefSeq and is a predicted model, not a curated record. Bases 117 to 860 code for a protein of 247 amino acids. The transcript is spliced from 7 exons. Gene Ontology annotation, biological process: proteasomal protein catabolic process; ubiquitin-dependent protein catabolic process. Gene Ontology annotation, cellular component: proteasome core complex; proteasome core complex, alpha-subunit complex; nucleus.